AGAUGUCCUUGCACUGCCGAUCUUCAAGCAGGAAGAACCACAGUUGUCUCCUGAGAACGAUGCCAAACUGCCACCCUUUCAGUACGUCCUCUGCACAGCCACGUCACCUGCUGUGAAACUGCACGAAGAAACCCUGACCUACCUCAACCAAGGUCAGUCUUAUGAAAUCCGUCUACUUGAGAAUAGGAAAUUGGGAGAGUUUCAAGAUUUAAACACAAAAUAUGUAAAGAGCAUAAUUCGUGUAGUUUUCCAUGAUCGACGUCUGCAGUACACAGAGCAUCAGCAGCUUGAGGGCUGGAGGUGGAGUCGGCCUGGGGACCGAAUCCUUGAUAUAGAUAUUCCGCUGUCAGUUGGUAUCUUGGAUCCCAGGGCCAGCCCAACCCAGUUGAACACUGUUGAAUUUCUGUGGGAUCCGUCGAAGAGAGCCUCAGCAUUCAUUCAGGUACAUUGCAUCAGCACAGAAUUUACUCCACGGAAACAUGGAGGAGAGAAAGGGGUGCCCUUCCGGGUGCAAAUCGACACCUUUAAGCAGAAUGAAAACGGUGAAUACACAGAACACUUGCAUUCUGCAAGCUGCCAGAUCAAAGUGUUCAAGCCUAAAGGAGCAGACAGAAAACAGAAGACUGACAGGGAAAAAAUGGAGAAGAAGACCACCCAAGAGAAGGAGAAGUAUCAGCCUUCCUACGAGACAACUAUUCUCACAGAGUGCUCUCCAUGGCCAGAUGUGCCUUAUCAAAUGAACAAUGCUCCAUCUCCAAGCUACAACAGUUCUCCCAACAGCUUCAACCUUGGAGAUGGCAACAGUUCUCCAACCCACCAAGUGGAGCUCCUGCCUCCCAGCAAUGAUCAUCUCCUUCCUUCUGCUUCUAUUCAAGAUGCCCAGCAGUGGCUUCAUCGUAAUAGGUUCUCUCCAUUCUGUAGACUCUUCUCAAGUUUUUCGGGUGCUGACUUACUGAAGAUGUCCAAAGAAGAUUUUGUUCAAAUCUGUGGGCCUGCUGAUGGAAUUCGGCUCUUUAAUGCAAUCAAAGGAAGAAAUGUAAGGCCCAAGAUGACAAUUUACGUCUGUCAAGAGCCGGAGCAAAACAGGUCCCAUCUCCACCAAAAACGAGAAAAUGGAGAUGGCAGUCUUUGUGUAUAUCAUGCGAUCUUCUUGGAAGAAUUGACCACACUGGAGUUAAUGGAGAAGAUUGCAAACUUGUACAGCAUUUCUCCACAGCAGAUAAAUCGAAUCUAUCGGCAGGGACCCACAGGGAUCCACGUAUUAGUGAGCAACGAGAUGGUGCAAAACUUCCAAGAUGAAUCUUGUUUUGUCAUCAGCACAUUAAAAGCUGAAAGCAAUGAUGGCUACCACAUCAUUUUAAAAUGACCGUGCUGCACAGAAAGACUUUAACAGCCUAAAAUUUAGUGCCUCACUGAGAUUACUACAACCUAGACUGGAAACAUGAAGAACCUUCUGGAUAAAAUACUCCUAUGAACUAAGAAUUACCAAGCAGCUUAAGGAAAACUUGCUUUUACAGAUAUACAUUUUAGGUGGUGUGUGGUUUUGGUUUUGGUUUUUUUGAACCUGGAGCUGAGAGCAUCCUCAAAGCUUGUACAUGUUUCUUCCUCCAUCCCUCCCUUCCUCUUCAGCCUUAAAAAUUGUCAAGGUUUCUGCUUGUUACUUAGAAAC
This is a messenger RNA of Cariama cristata (Red-legged seriema), 1669 nucleotides long. It is a transcript of the gene TFCP2L1, whose product is annotated as transcription factor CP2-like 1. The transcript is spliced from 14 exons. Gene Ontology annotation, molecular function: RNA polymerase II cis-regulatory region sequence-specific DNA binding; DNA-binding transcription activator activity, RNA polymerase II-specific. The record is from RefSeq and is a predicted model, not a curated record. Gene Ontology annotation, biological process: regulation of transcription by RNA polymerase II. The annotation marks the transcript as partial. NCBI's taxonomy places the organism in Eukaryota, Metazoa, Chordata, Aves, Cariamiformes, Cariamidae. Gene Ontology annotation, cellular component: nucleus.